Molecule: messenger RNA, 1894 nt
Organism: Syngnathus acus (greater pipefish)
Lineage: Eukaryota; Metazoa; Chordata; Actinopteri; Syngnathiformes; Syngnathidae
Gene: tmed7
Product: transmembrane p24 trafficking protein 7
Exons: 4
Coding region: 229-873 (214 amino acids)
Biological process (GO): endoplasmic reticulum to Golgi vesicle-mediated transport; intracellular protein transport; Golgi organization
Cellular component (GO): endoplasmic reticulum-Golgi intermediate compartment; endoplasmic reticulum; Golgi apparatus
Source: RefSeq, a predicted model, not a curated record
GCCGAUAGAAACAAAGUAGGAGGUUUUAGUUUUGUAUGUCGAAAUAUAAGUGCGUACAGACAAUCGCGUUGUAUGUACGAUGUGCUCGGGUCCAUACGCUUGCCCGUUUCUAUGACACCAGGCCAGACAACUCGUCUGUUAGCAUUGAGCUAACUCGCCGCUAACGAUCAGAUCCGGGCCACUCGCACCGAAUUUCACUCGACUUGGGUUCUAGGCCUUUAAAAGAGCAUGUACGGCUCGUUGCGAGUAAUGUUGCAGGUGCUGUGGGCCCAGCUCCUCCUGUGCGCUUGGGCGCUGGGCUCCGAGCUCACGUUCGAACUGCCCGACAACGCCAAACAGUGCUUCUACGAGGACAUCACCACCGGAACCAAGUGUACGCUGGAAUUUCAGGUGGUGACUGGCGGCCAUUAUGACGUGGACUGCCGCCUGGAAGAUCCGGACGGCGUAACGCUCUACAAGGAGAUGAAGAAGCAGUACGACAGCUUCACCUUCACCGCCGCCAAGGACGGCACAUACAAAUUUUGCUUCAGCAACGAGUUCUCCACGUUCACGCACAAGACGGUCUACUUCGACUUCCAGGUCGGGGACGACCCACCGCUCUUCCCGAACGAGAACAGGGCCACCGCCCUCACCCAUUUGGAGUCAGCCUGCGUGUCCAUCCACGAAGCCCUCAAGUCAGUCAUCGACUACCAGACGCACUUCCGUCUCCGUGAGGCACAGGGACGCAGCCGCGCCGAAGAUCUGAACACGCGUGUGGCCUUUUGGUCCAUCGGUGAGGCCUUGGUCCUGCUGGUUGUCAGCAUCAGUCAAGUGGUCCUCCUCCGGAGCUUCUUCUCGGACAAGAAGACCACCACCACCCGCGUGGGGUCGUAACCCGGCCUGAUGUCCUUUUUUGUUUGUUUUUGUUCAUUUUUGGCUUGUUUUCAUAGAGCGACUUCUAACAGCAGAGAUAUUUGAAUCACUUCACACUUAUUUCAGCUGCUGUUUAAAGACACUGUAUGCAAAUUAGUCGUAUACAGCGAGAUUUGAUUGGGGGAGGGGCGUACACAACAAUGAUUGUGCUUUUAAAAAUCUUCUACUACUGAACAUAGUUGGCGAUAGCCCUUUCAGUAUUUGAAAUCAUUUGGGUUUUUUUGUUCCUCUUUUAAUGUUGUCCUCUUUGUCAGCCAUUUUUAGUUAAACUGCCUGGGGACUAAAAAAAAGGGAGGAUUCAAGUCAUGCCAGCAGCACUAACGCACACGGACGCUUGAGCCCAAAAUCUGUUAUUUUUCUCAGACUAUAAAUCUGCAAAUCUUCAUGCAUAAAAAGAAGUCACAGCUUCAACUUUAAUGCCUAAUCCUUGGAUCUUACUCAGAUGUGAUUCCAGCGCUUUUGUGCAGAGUUACAUUUGUAUCGGUUGCUGUUACAUGAUCUGUCUUUGCUGGUAACAAUUAUAAACUACUUGUAAAGCUUCAGUAGAGCUACUUAGUCACAAUUGGCAUACUUUCAGGAGGAAACAAUAUAAAAUGAUGCGAGUCCCCCCCGUCUCAAGUCAAUUUGUAAUGCAUGUCGAAACGUAUCACCAAAUUGUGUGCCUGUUCAAAGGAAGCUUUAGAGUAAAAGUCUGCACCUCUUUUUUUGAUCUGUUGUAGUCAAAUUUAAACAAUGAUUUACAAAAUACAGCCCAUGUAUUAGUCUUUGAAACCUAUAACAAAACAUAUAGUUAGUCCUCUGUAUGAUGCAGUCCUCCUUUCAAUAGGAACUCAUAACCUUCCUGUUGUUGGUUUUACAAUAUCACUGCAUAUGUGCAUUGAUGAGUUUUUUUUCCCCCGUUCAAGAAAAAACCUGUUUUGUGGGCACUCUGGGGAUGUGUUAAGUUAUUGUAAUGACUGAAUAAACUCUCCGUUCAAAUGCG